AUGGACGAGCGGGUCAAGCUGUUCAUGGAGGUGACCAAUUUGUUGGACGAGGAGGAGGCAGAGUCCAUUUUGAAAAAGUGUCAGGGAAAUCUGGAGGAAGCGAUAUCGACGUACUUGAGGAAGGUUGACUUUGAGUCACUGGACGAGGACCCCCCCGGAAAUGGAUCCAUGAGAAACCGCGGGAAGAGCCGCUUCCCAACCAGCGAAGGGACGAACCAACCAACGGAGAGAAAAGAAAUGUGUCAAAGGAACGAAGAAAAAAUCGAGAGAGCCAAUUUGUAUUAUCUGUUGAACCAAAUCGGAUCGUUAAUAUGCCCCAUUGUAAAGAGUGUGUACAGUCUACUAACCGCUUGCCUCAAAUUGGUCAGCACGUAUAUCGUUAGUUCUCCAGAAAGGGAUACCUUUACAGCAUACUACGAGGAGAGGUUCGGAAAGAGACAUGUGAAUUUCUUUAAAGGGAGUCUAAGUGAAGCCAUCAAGGUUUCCAAGCAGGAGGAGAAGUUAUUGCUUGUAUAUCUGCAUAUUGAAAAUAACGAUAGCACCUAUUUUUGUGAAUCCAUUUUUAAGAAUGAGGAAAUUAAAUCCUUGUUCGACAACUCCUGUGUUUUUUUUGCUCUGGACAUUACCAUGGGGGACAUAAGGGAGUUGAGCAACGUAUUGAACGUUAUUAUGUUACCCCAGAUUAGCAUCAUCCUGACGAGUUAUGUCAAGGAGUAUGAAGAGCUGUCCAUUAUUUAUGGCACCCCGUCAGCUAGCCAUAUUUUGAAUUCAGUAACUCACUGUAUUGAGCAAAUGAAUACGAAGAAGGCAAACAAAGAUAAAAUAAAAAAUAAAACGUAUACCGAUCGACUGAUUCGAGAGGAACAGGACAGGGAAUACCAGGAGGCUCUGAGGAAAGACCAACUUAAGGUCCAGGAAAGGAAGAAAAAGGAAGAGGAGAGGAUAAGAAAGAUGCAUAUAAAAAAAGAUAUUAAAAGUAAGCGAAGGGAGAAGGCAAAUAAAUUUCCUUUGCCAAUUAGGGACGAUGAGAAGGUCACCAAAAUAUGCAUUAGGUUGCCGAACGGGGUGAAAAUUCAGGACUCGUUCAGCCUGAAUCACACACUAGAGGAUGUGUACGAGUGGGCCGAGUGCUCCGAGUUCUUGGGACAGGACUCCGGGAGUGGAAAGGGAGAGAUCAUUAUUCCUUUCAAGUUUGAGUUGAUAUGCGGCCACACCAAGACCGUGCUGCAGCGCGCGCGCAACGCGCUUGGGGAGUUCGACCUCUACCCCAACGCAGUGCUCAACAUGAAGUCGCUGGACUCGUCCGACGAGGACGAUAAGACUUACAGCCACUACGUUAUGAUGAGUAAGCACACCACAGAUUUUUGCACCUUCAAGGCUGCUCUUCCUCACAUGCACAUGUGCGUGGGGAGCUGA
Messenger RNA from Plasmodium cynomolgi strain B, 1416 nucleotides. RefSeq lists its product as hypothetical. The coding region runs from base 1 to 1416 and encodes 471 amino acids. The record is from RefSeq and is a predicted model, not a curated record. Lineage: Eukaryota; Apicomplexa; Aconoidasida; Haemosporida; Plasmodiidae. Gene Ontology annotation, molecular function: ubiquitin binding. Gene Ontology annotation, cellular component: endoplasmic reticulum. The transcript has 5 exons.